Molecule: messenger RNA, 474 nt
Organism: Knipowitschia caucasica
Lineage: Eukaryota; Metazoa; Chordata; Actinopteri; Gobiiformes; Gobiidae
Source: the annotation of a GenBank genome assembly
AUGGGAACUCCAGAGCAGAGGUACACGCAGGAGCAGAGGUACGCUCAGCUGGAGAAGUAUCGCCAGAACAGCGAAUACAGCGACCGAUACUCGCCGCAAGAGCUCAAGUACACACGUGACGAGCUGAAGUACAGCCGGGACUACCAACGCGAGGAGAUGAAGAGCCGCGCCUCCUCUUCCUCCUCCUCCUCUUCCUCCUCCCAGCCGCAGUACUACAGCCACCACCAGAGCACGCCUCAACUCUUCCACGAGUCGGAGCGCGCCGACCGCAGCGAUCGCAGCCAGGACUGGGCCCACGCCACGCCACACGUCUCCCAGCACGGAGGGGGCUACGGUCGCACGCACGCACUGAGGAACAGCCCCACACCAUUACGCAGGACGGCCUCCGGGGGGCAGAGCGGCGAGCCAGGCUUGAGCCGCAGCACCUCUGUGACCUCGCACAUGUCCAACGGAUCGCACUUGUCCUACUCAUGA